GCAUCUAUCACAUUCUUUCAUGGCGAAGAAAGGUGAAAUUAAGCUUCUUGGCACCCCAGCAAGUCACUUUGUGAACCGGGUUCAAAUCGGUCUCAACCUCAAGUGCAUCGACUACGAGUUCAUCAGUGAGAAUCUUGGUUGCAAAAGUGAUCUCCUUUUGAAAUCGAACCCGGUUCAUCAGAGAGUCCCUGUGCUUCUUCAUGCAAACGAACCACCGCUUAUCGAGUCUCUUCUCAUUAUUGAGUACAUUGAUGAAAUCUUUCCGGAUGUCCACCCGAUCCUCCCACGUGCCCCUUCGGUUCGUGCCCACAACCGCACUUGGGCCUACUUCAUUGAUACACAGUUUUUCCCAUUGUUCGAAGACUUAAGGCAGUCACCAGACAAGAAGGGAGAAGAAGAGGCGAAAAUACAGAUCAGGGAAGCAGCAAAGUUGUUGGAACGAGUAUUUGUGGAGUGUAGCGAUGGGAAGGCUUAUUUCGGUGGAGAUAACAUCGGGUACCUAGAUAUUGCUCUCGGAUGCUUUCUGGGGUGGAUUACAUUUUCCGAAACACUUAACAACUACAAGGUGUUUGAUGAAACAAUAUCUCCAAGGCUUGUGGAAUGGGCGAAGAAAAUGAGGUCACACGAAGCCGUUAAGAACGCGCUCCCAUCACACGAUGCACUUCUGAAACAUUAUUCGAUGAUUCAAUACAUCAAACCACCGAGAACCGCUUGAAGUUAACUUUCUUGAGUAUGUCUUGGUUUGUUGUUUGAAUGUCGUCAUAGUUCAAUAGAAUUUGAAUUAUGUUUCAUGUUACAUCUUAAUAAAGAUUGUGAUAUCAUCUUUUAUUGUAUUUAUAUAUAUUAUGUGUGUCUUCAAUAAAUAAAUUACGACCUU
This is a messenger RNA of Cynara cardunculus var. scolymus (artichoke), 877 nucleotides long. RefSeq names its product glutathione S-transferase U17-like. Bases 20 to 715 code for a protein of 231 amino acids. The transcript is spliced from 2 exons. Lineage: Eukaryota; Viridiplantae; Streptophyta; Magnoliopsida; Asterales; Asteraceae. The record is from RefSeq and is a predicted model, not a curated record. Gene Ontology annotation, biological process: glutathione metabolic process. Gene Ontology annotation, molecular function: glutathione transferase activity. Gene Ontology annotation, cellular component: cytoplasm.